AUGCGCAUGCUCCGUGGUUGUUGUAGCAACCGACUUUAGCGUUAUAACCACAACAGCGUGAACUCUGUUAGCUGUAUUUAAAGACAGAAAAAACUGAAAUGUAGUUGAAGUUUGCGACAUGUAAAAUAAAAACAGCUUCUCGUAAUUUAUCCCGCUAACGUGGUUUUGCUGGUGUUACCGGAGGUACCGGAGUCCAGCUGCAGGAUGUCCGCCGUCAACAGCCUCGUCCCGGCUCGGUUCCUCACCAUCACCGCUCACCUGGUCAUCGUCAUCACCAUCUUCUGGUCCAGGGAAAAUAACGUAAAGGCUUGUUUGCCUUUAGAUUACACACAGGAGCAGUACGACAACGAAGACAAAAAGUUGGUGGUGGCGCUGGCCGUCACUCUCGGUCUGUUUGCUGUGGAACUGGCUGGUUUCUUCUCAGGAGUGUCCAUGUUCAACUGCAGCCAAGGCCUCCUGUCUCUGGCUGUCCACUGCAGCGCCUCCGUGUCCUUGUCUUUCUUUGUGUUUGAGAAGUGGGAAUGCUGGACGUAUUGGGUUGUUUUUGCCACCUGCAGUGUGCUGCCAGCUUUUGUGGAGGUUCUUCUGUUCAUAGCAGUUUUUGGAGUGAAGAAGAAGCCAUAUUAAACAACAGUCCAGAUGUAAAGUUCUACAAAUUAGUGUGGAAGUGGAAUUAUGGGGCUGUAAUAUCAGAUUUCUUUAUAUUGAGGUACAAAUGAUGACCUGAAAAACACGCAUAUGUGGAUACAUGGCAGCAUCAAAGUGGCUGUCCAUCAUGUUUUUUUUAAAUAUUUUUGUAUAUUUUGAUUAGAAUAGAUGCAGAAAAAAGCAUUUAUUUUGAACAUUGUAGUUUGAAAAGGACGUCUUUCAACAAUCGCAACUCUUAACUUUAUGAAGACAAGUCAGUAAAUGCUGACAUUUUCGUAUCUUGGAAUCCUACUUUAAUAAAAAAAAAAAAUUGUAUUUUUAUACAAAUUCCUUCCUGAACUGUUGAUGUUUUUCUGUUUUGCAUUUUUCACACUGUUUGUACAAAUAACCUCUACUCUGGCCUGAUUAGUAGACGCCUGCCACAACCAUGACCUUAAUGCAGUAAUAUCAGCAUUUUUGUAGAAUAUUGCUAAGAGUUAAGUGGCUGAAAUGAAAAAAACAUGACAUGACCAAAUACAGUAGGCAAAAAAAUGAACAUUAUGAAUGUAAUGCAAUCAAUAAAGAUGAUGAAGAAAACAACAGAAAGAAAAACGUUAAAGAUUGUAUACUCAUUGACAGAUUUCUUUUACUGCUUAACUGAAUGAUUUUGACAUUCACAACUAAACAUUGCAACUUAUUUUGUUUUAUAUUUUGUACAUAUAUUGAAAAAAAAGUCUCCCUUAGCUGUAGAAAGUUUGUGAAUUAGUAUUUUUCCUGUGAUGGAUAAUUCAUCCCCAAUGCCAACUUGUGAUUUAUAGUGAAUUUUUAUUUGACCAAUAGGUUUCUUGUGGCUGGAAAUGACAUAAACAAGUGACAAAUGACAAAUUUUAA
Messenger RNA from Amphiprion ocellaris (clown anemonefish), 1518 nucleotides. Its product is annotated as transmembrane protein 107. NCBI's taxonomy places the organism in Eukaryota, Metazoa, Chordata, Actinopteri, Pomacentridae. The transcript is spliced from 6 exons. Gene Ontology annotation, biological process: non-motile cilium assembly; protein localization to ciliary transition zone. The coding region runs from base 205 to 627 and encodes 140 amino acids. Gene Ontology annotation, cellular component: MKS complex. The record is from RefSeq and is a predicted model, not a curated record.